AUGUGCUCCCAUUUCCCCGUUGUGCCGGCAGUGAAGGUGCUGCUGCAGCUGAAGGAGGCGUGGGGGAUUUGGGCGAGCAACAGCAACGCCACCACUGUGUGCGCUGCAUGGGAUGGCGUCACCUGCAGCCCCAAAGGGCUAGUCGUUGCCCUGCUCAUUUCCCUGCUCAUUGCCGCCCUUCACUACCCUCGGUGUCCGUUGCCCUAA
Molecule: messenger RNA, 207 nt
Organism: Closterium sp. NIES-65
Lineage: Eukaryota; Viridiplantae; Streptophyta; Zygnematophyceae; Desmidiales; Closteriaceae
Source: the annotation of a GenBank genome assembly